This is a messenger RNA of Amorphotheca resinae ATCC 22711, 1218 nucleotides long. RefSeq lists its product as hypothetical. The record is from RefSeq and is a predicted model, not a curated record. The transcript has 3 exons. Gene Ontology annotation, molecular function: amine-lyase activity. Bases 286 to 1218 code for a protein of 310 amino acids. Gene Ontology annotation, biological process: amino acid metabolic process; pyridoxine biosynthetic process; pyridoxal 5'-phosphate biosynthetic process. Lineage: Eukaryota; Fungi; Ascomycota; Leotiomycetes; Helotiales; Amorphothecaceae.
GGAUAAAGAUCGACCUUCUUCCUCUUCCCCCCCGAUCAAGAUACGCACUCGAUACUUAUCUGUCACAGCGAAUCCCUGGAAACCUGAUCAAAUCCCGCCCUUGCAGACUUACUUCCCAAUACCGGAUACUAGUCCUAUUCGGCACCUAGUCUCCACUCGAGCCACUCCACUUUCCCAUUGCCAUCCGACUUCUUCGAGCCUUUUCAAUCUCUUAAUUCUCUCAAUUCAAGUCUUCAUUGAUUCCCACCACCCGCAAACUCCCCAGCGAUCAACCACAAUUGCAGAAUGGCUACCGAACUUCCCAUCAACGGCGGCUCAGGCAUCGCCCAGAAUGGCAGCCCCGAGUCCAGCUUUACCGUCAAGACUGGUCUUGCACGCAUGUUGAAAGGAGGAGUCAUUAUGGAUGUUGUCAAUGCCGAGCAAGCUAAAAUCGCAGAAGAGGCAGGAGCCUGUGCAGUUAUGGCUUUAGAGCGCGUACCAGCAGACAUCCGGGCCCAGGGAGGUGUAGCACGCAUGUCCGACCCGAAGAUGAUCAAGGAGAUCAUGGCUGCUGUCACGAUUCCCGUCAUGGCAAAGGCACGAAUUGGUCACUUCGUUGAGUGCCAGAUCCUCGAGGCCAUUGGCGUAGACUACAUUGACGAAUCCGAAGUCCUGACUCCCGCCGACCACGCACACCACGUCGAGAAGCACAACUUCGGCGUCCCCUUCGUCUGCGGCUGCCGAAACCUGGGUGAAGCCCUCCGCCGUAUCAGCGAAGGUGCUGCUAUGAUCCGCACAAAGGGUGAGGCCGGUACCGGAGACGUCAUCGAAGCGGUUAGACACAUGCGGACUGUCAAUGCUGAGAUUGCAAAGGCAUCUGCUAUGUCUGACGCAGAGUUGCGGAUCUUCGCUAAGGAGAUCGGUGCUCCUUUCGAGCUCCUGAAGGAGACUGCGAAGUUGGGAAGACUGCCGGUCGUCAACUUUGCUGCAGGAGGAGUUGCCACCCCUGCUGAUGCGGCGCUGAUGAUGCAACUGGGAUGUGAUGGUGUGUUCGUUGGAAGUGGUAUCUUCAAGAGCGGUGACGCCGCGAAGAGAGCCAAGGCUAUCGUGCAGGCUGUUACCCACUACAAGGACCCCAAGGUGCUGGCUGCUGUGAGCGAGGAUCUGGGUGAGGCGAUGGUGGGACUUAAUGUCGGUUUGAUGGACGCAAAGGACAAGAUGCAAGGGCGCGGGUGGUAG